This is a messenger RNA of Mustela lutreola (European mink), 1715 nucleotides long. RefSeq names its product spidroin-2-like. Bases 1 to 1392 code for a protein of 463 amino acids. The transcript is spliced from 3 exons. Lineage: Eukaryota; Metazoa; Chordata; Mammalia; Carnivora; Mustelidae. The record is from RefSeq and is a predicted model, not a curated record.
AUGUCCGGUUAUGUCAGUGGAAAUACGACUGCACGUGACUACUUGAUUUUUAUAUUUUUCAGCAGCGUUGCCCGCCUUGUGCUACCCAAGUGCAUCUGGGGACCCGAACGUGACGGGGAUAUUGGAAGUGAAGGACCAAAGACUCUGGGAGCAAAACUGCACGCGAGAGGGGCGGGGCCGUCGGAGGCGGGGCCGUCGGAGGCGGGGCCGUCGGAGGUGGGGCCGUCGGAGGCGGGGCCGUCGGAGGCGGGGCCGUCGGAGGCGGGGCCGUCGGAGGCGGGGCCGUCGGAGGCGGGGCCGUCGGAGGCGGGGCCGUCGGAGGCGGGGCCGUCGGAGGCGGGGGCGGGAACGCACGUGGGCGGAGGGAGGGGGAACUGGGCGGGGCUUGGCGCGCCUCCGAACACGCCGGAGCCGCUGUUCACAGGACCGGUGCUGAAUCGCGCCGAGACCGUCUCCUCAGAGACCGCCCGGGUCCCGGCGGAGAGGCGCGGGCCUUCACGGAAGCCUCCCCAGCCACCAGCGGCGGUGCCAGGCGGGGCCGGUUGUGCCUCUCGUGGCUGUGGUUCCCGCCCGCGACCGCGCGCCCGCGGCUCCGGGGGCGCAACCGGGGCCCGAGGUGGCCGCGCUGCCCGCUGCCUCAGCUGCCGGCCGCCGUGGCCCUCGCCGCUCGGGAAAGCGCGGGCUCGGGCGGCCGCCGAGGAACCCUGCGCUGCGCGGGCUGCGGCCGCUCUGCCCGUGGCUGCCGAGGGGCCGUGGGGCCGUGGGGCCGUCCCGCCGUCCGCGCCGCCGUCCGAGCUGCAGGCGCAGCUCUCGGGAGUGGAGCCGCUGCUGGAGGAGUUCCGCCGGCUGCUGCAGCAGGAGCGGCCGCAGGAGGAGCAGGAGCGGGAGCUGCGCGCGGGCGUCUGGCUCCCGGAGGAGGGCUGCCCAGGCCGGGGCGGCGGCGGCUACAGCGCCACGCCGGACGCCAUCAUCCGCACCAAGGACUCCGCGGCGGCCGGCGCCCGCUUCCUGAGCCCGCCGGCAACCAUGGGGGACUGGCGGCCGUGCGGGGCGGCCUGCUGCUCGGAGCCGCGCUACUCUAUGGCCGUGGUGGAGCUGCCUCGGCGGCCCGCGUCGCCCGCCGCCGCCGCCGCGCUUGGCUGCUGCCUCGUCAACUGCACCGCACGUGGCCGCAGCGUCUGCAAGUUCGCGCUGCACCGGGGCUAUAGCAGCUGCAGCCUCUGCCGCGCUUUUACCGCCGGCGGGGAGACCGGGGAGCCUCACGGCACACGGGUGAGCACUCCGCUGGAGGAGGCCGGGCCAGACCUCCAGGUCCUGCUGCCCUGGCACCUGUUGAGUGGCGCCCAGGAGGAGACCACUUGGGCAGUACACUUUGGCAGUAGAGCCAAGUGAGAGACGAAGCAUCCUCCUUUCAAGGGAUUUUUAGUUCGGGGCCAUCCAGAGGAGUGGCUUUGACUGUGAUGAGGGAGCAGGAGGCUGGCUGAGGACAAAGCAAAAGCUGGCACCUUGCACCCCUUCUCCACCCGCUCCCCUCAGUAAUAUGUGUGACAUUCCUCAGGCACCCCUGGCUGCCCUAAAAGAAAAACAAAUAGUUAACUUGCAGAGAUCACAAUCCUGCAAACAGGAGUUUCCCUUGGUUCACAAGUGUCCUAGAGAUUCACAACAAAGAAGCUCUCUUAACAAUAGCACAAUUUCCAGAGGCAAAUAACUCAGUU